AUGAUUCGCACUAGAAUAUAUCAGCUAAGGCUUGGUAGAAGGUUUGUUUCUGAUGUUGCAAAGACACCGUUACUCGAAUACGAUCGCCAAGUGAAGAUUGGCAAGCUAAGAGAUGAUCCGUAUCAGAGGGGUAUCAUAAAGUCUUUAGGCCAUUUACAUGAAUCGUUACAAGCGUACCAUCCAGAUCCAGUAGUUCCUCCUAGCGUGUUGGACCAAGUCGGAUGGAGAGCUGGAUUCCUAGGCAAGCUAUUAUUGUCCAGGAACCAGAAAUAUUCGACUGAGGGAGUUCCAAAGGGAAUAUACCUCUAUGGUGACGUGGGAUGUGGUAAAACGAUGUUGAUGGAACUAUUCUACUCCACAGUACCAUCGCAUUUGUCCAAGAAACGUAUUCAUUUCCAUCAGUUUAUGCAGUUUGUCCACAAGAGAUCGCACGAAAUUAUGUCGGAGCAGAACUUCGAUGCCCUAGGAGAAGCGAAGGGGAAAGACAUAGAUCCAAUCCCAUUUUUAGCCGCAGAAAUCGCAAAUAGCUCAAGAGUACUAUGUUUUGAUGAGUUUCAAGUGACUGAUGUUGCAGAUGCGAUGAUUCUACGGAGACUAGUUACUACGCUGUUAUCCAAAGACUACGGUGUCGUGCUCUUUGCAACCAGUAACAGGAAACCAGACGACUUAUAUAUCAAUGGUGUUCAGCGUGAAUCAUUUAUCCCAUGCAUUAAUUUGAUCAAGGAAAGAACGGAAGUUGUUCUCUUGGAUUCUCCUACCGACUACCGUAAGAUUCCAAGACCUGUGUCGUCUGUGUACUAUUAUCCAGAAAAGGGCAUGGAUUACUUCUCAAAAGAGUGUGAAUUAGCCAGAAAACUUCACGUGAACCAAUGGUAUGAUUACUUUUCGCAAUCGAAUGCACCAAACGAGCCCGCUGCUGCUGCGCAAGUGGUUCAUGACUACCCAUUAACUAUUUGGGGUAGAGAAUUGUUGGUUCCCAAGUGUACUCCAGGUAGAGUUGCGCAAUUUUCUUUUAAACAAUUGUGUGGUCAACCUUUAGCAGCCGGAGAUUAUUUGACCCUUGCAAGUAGUUUUAGAUCAUUUGUGGUGACAGAUUUACCAUACUUGACCAUAUAUGUACGUGACGAGGUGAGGAGGUUCAUUACAUUUUUAGACGCCGUCUACGAUAAUGGUGGGAAAUUGGCUACUACUGGGGCGAAUGAUUUUACCUCGUUAUUCGUAGAGCCAGAAGAUAUCAUUAAUGAUUUUAAACUCAAGCCAAAGAGUGAAGAAGAAGGCAAAGAUACUGAUGAUAAUGCUGAUGUAAAUGAUGAAUUAGUUACUAAACACGGUUUCACAAAAGAUAUAGCAAAGAAGGCGCAAAUGUUCGCAUUAGAUGAAGAAAGAUUUGCUUUCGCCAGAGCUUUGAGUAGAUUAUCACAUAUGAGUUCAACUGACUGGGUUGAAAAAAGGUAG
Molecule: messenger RNA, 1455 nt
Organism: Kluyveromyces marxianus DMKU3-1042
Lineage: Eukaryota; Fungi; Ascomycota; Saccharomycetes; Saccharomycetales; Saccharomycetaceae
Gene: AFG1
Product: Afg1p
Exons: 1
Coding region: 1-1455 (484 amino acids)
Biological process (GO): protein quality control for misfolded or incompletely synthesized proteins
Cellular component (GO): mitochondrion; cytoplasm
Molecular function (GO): ATP hydrolysis activity; ATP binding
Source: RefSeq, a predicted model, not a curated record